AUGCGGCAUUGCGGCGAAUAUCCACAAUAUCUGGAACUUUUCUCGAAGCAUGAAAUCACGGGCCGUGCGCUGCUCCGCAUCAACGAUUAUUCCCUACAACGUAUGGGCAUCAGUCACAACGGCGAUCGGGAGGCCAUUUUCCGUGAGAUACUAAAACAACGACUCAAAACUGAUAUUAUGGAAAUACGUGAUAUGGAACGUGAAAUCAAUACCUAUUACAACACCAGAUAAAGUAACUUAAAUUAACUGAGUAUUAGGGAAAUCAUAGGCAAUUUAAGAAAACCUAUUAUGUAAUAGAAAGAGAAAUUUUGUAACGCGCGUUAUGGGUAUUGCAGCAAAGGGCCUCAUGGCGCAUCUAAAUGCACACAAAUUUUCUGCUAGCGAUAUUUGAAUACACAUACCUAUAUAACGUUACCUUAAUUCACAAAGCUCCUAACCAACACUUUUCAAAACUGCGUUUUCACAGAUUUUGGUAGGGUCAUCCUACUAGAAUGCAUUAAAAUAUACCUUCAAUCAAAAUUUUAA
Molecule: messenger RNA, 525 nt
Organism: Rhagoletis zephyria (snowberry fruit fly)
Lineage: Eukaryota; Metazoa; Arthropoda; Insecta; Diptera; Tephritidae
Gene: ave
Product: sterile alpha motif domain-containing protein aveugle
Biological process (GO): cell surface receptor protein tyrosine kinase signaling pathway
Cellular component (GO): cytoplasmic side of plasma membrane
Molecular function (GO): protein binding
Source: RefSeq, a predicted model, not a curated record